UCCCCGGGGCGUGUCCCGGUGCCGUGGGCGGGCCGCGCCGAGGCCGCCAUGGCGCUGAGCGGGGCCCUGGCGCUCCGUGUCGCCUACGCGUCCUUCGGCGCCGUGAGCGGCCUCUCGGCCUUCUGCGCCUGGAGCGUCGUGCCCGCGCUGCGCCAGCCCGGCACGGCUGCGGCCGGCGGGCUCUCGGGUGUGCUGGCGCUCUGGGCCCUAAUCACGCAUGUGAUGUACCUGCAGGAUUACUGGAGGACCUGGUUAAAAGGGCUGAGGUUCUUCCUCUCCGUCGGGAUCCUCUUCUCUGCCCUCUCCGGGCUGGGCUUCUGCGCCUUCCUGGCCCUGGCCAUCACCCAGCACCAGUCCCUGACUGACCCCCAGAGCUAUUACCUGUCCUGCGUGUGGAGCUUCAUGGCGCUGAAGUGGGCGCUGCUGCUCAGCCUCUACUCGCACCGCUACCGCGCCGAGUUCGCCGACAUCAGCAUCCUCAGCGACUUCUGAGCCUCCCAGAAAGGUGUGAGAGGCGUGGGCACGGGGCCGGAGCCCCUCCCGGGGCUGGCUGUCCGUCCGUCUGUCCGUCUGUCUGUCCGCACAGAGGGGCUUUUCCUGCUGGCUUUUCCUCGCUCGUCGCUGCUGGUUCUGGGAGGAGGGAGGGAGGGAGGGAGGGGAAGGGCUCCCGGAGCAUUCUGUGGUGCCACAGGGGUGGCAGUCCCCACCUUGUCACUGCCCUGCUCCUGUGUCACGUCUGUGCUCCGGGGGAAGGGCCCAGCUCAGCUCCCAGCCAGCUCCUGCCUCUCCAGGGCUUUGGGGUUUGGGGCCGCCGAGGAGCACAGCUGAUCCCAAAGCUGGGAAUGCUGCCCCUGGCAGAGCACAGCUGAUCCCAAAGCUGGGAAUGCUGCCCCUGGCAGAGCACAGCUCAUCCCAAAGCUCAUCCCAAAGUUCCCAGGGCUGGGAAUGCUGCCCCUGGCAGAGCACAGCUGAUCCCAAAGCUGGGAAUGCUGCCCCUGGCAGAGCACAGCUGAUCCCAAAGCUCAUCCCAAAGUUCCCAGGGCUGGGAAUGCUGCUCCUGGCUGCUCCCCAGGCUGGUUUUCAAAAGGAGUGGGAUCCCGUGUUUAACCAUAAAUGCUGUUUAUUUAACGCUUGAAGUUGCAGCAGCAGGUGUGUGGGGAAAAGGUGUUUGGGGGAAAGGGGUGCAGGGCCAGGGCCUGCCCUGCCUGAGCCUCAGGGAGAGGAUUCCUGGGGAAAAAAACAGAGAAAAAAUGUUUUUUGUGGAAGCAGAAGGAGAGGGGAGGGGACAGGGGCUGCUCAGGUGACCCCAUGGGUUGAGGAGCACCUUUGGGGUGAGGCUGUGACGUGCUGGAGUCCCUAACCCCAGCCCCUGGGCCACGUUGUAGCCCUGGAGUCCCCACCCCACAUGCCAGCUUUUUAAAGGAUGCUGUGUGUAAAUAUUCCCUCUAUUUUUACAUGGAUUCCUCCUGGUUUGCACCUCGGGGGUGCCGCGGUCGGUGCCACCCUUGCUGUCACCCUGUGCCACCACAAAUACAGCCCUCCCUCACCA
Passer domesticus (house sparrow) is the source of this 1549-nucleotide messenger RNA. RefSeq names its product solute carrier family 48 member 1 (gene SLC48A1). NCBI's taxonomy places the organism in Eukaryota, Metazoa, Chordata, Aves, Passeriformes, Passeridae. Gene Ontology annotation, biological process: heme transport. The transcript has 3 exons. Gene Ontology annotation, cellular component: lysosomal membrane; plasma membrane. Gene Ontology annotation, molecular function: heme binding; heme transmembrane transporter activity. The coding region runs from base 49 to 492 and encodes 147 amino acids. The record is from RefSeq and is a predicted model, not a curated record.